Kockovaella imperatae is the source of this 3209-nucleotide messenger RNA. RefSeq lists its product as hypothetical. Gene Ontology annotation, biological process: regulation of DNA-templated transcription; DNA-templated transcription. The coding region runs from base 247 to 3087 and encodes 946 amino acids. The record is from RefSeq and is a predicted model, not a curated record. NCBI's taxonomy places the organism in Eukaryota, Fungi, Basidiomycota, Tremellomycetes, Tremellales, Cuniculitremaceae. Gene Ontology annotation, molecular function: zinc ion binding; DNA-binding transcription factor activity, RNA polymerase II-specific; DNA binding. The transcript is spliced from 11 exons.
GGUCGAGCUGGCGACGGCCGCAAUCAGCCGACGCGAUCACGUGACAGAGGAUCGUCGUGCGCACGACUUCCUUUUUGGAAUGGGGCAGUAGUUCAUUGUUAUUAUUGACUUCAAUCGUGAACACUCCCUGCUACACAUGCUUUACAACGAACGUUAAUUGAGAAAACUACAUAACCAGGCUGAACCGCUCAUCGUUCUCAACGUUUUAGCAAUAGUCACGCUGCCGAACGCACACUUGGGUGAAAUAUGUCAACUCCGCCUUCUCCUGCAGAUCCCUCUGGUUUUGUCAUUUCAAGCUCAAAACAACCCAGCACACUAGCCAAUAUUGCUCUCAAUGGCUCGUAUGGAGCUUCAUCAUCCUCUGUACCGCUCACAAAGAAGCGCAAGCCUUCUUUGACGGGCAGUGAAAAGAGGGACUCGGCCAAGGACGAACUGCACACGGACGAUGAUUCCGCUUCGGUCCGACCUGGAAAAGACCACAAGAGAACUCGAGUACACUUCUCCUGUGUCGAAUGCCACAGAAGAAAGCAGAAAUGCGAUAGGAAAGAGCCAUGUUCGCAGUGUGUCGCAAGAAAGGUCCCUCAUCUUUGUCGACCAUUCUUAAAUGGUGUAGAAGAUCCAAAUACUAUCACUUCCGAUGUCAAUGCGAGACUCAACUCUAUCGAGACGCUCUUGUCCCGCUUGGUCAGCGCUCUUCCGGUACAAGCUCUUCACACGUUUCCCUCCGUACAUGGUGCAUCAAGUCACUCUUCACCUGAUGUGUCGUCCUUGACAGCGUCUGGAGAAGAAAUCUUCCAUCCUCAAUCCAGGUCAGACAACGCUCCUCGACAAGCGCUUCCUCAGAAGCCACCUCCAUCGGGAUUGUUCCCUGCCAGUCUUCAUGCCACCGGAGUCGGACGAAGUGGUUAUGGUUGGGGACUAAGAGAAGGGAGAAUGAUCAACUUGACGGACGAAGAGAGCCCAGACCUCAAGACUAUACUGUCGACUCUGAGGGAGAGCGGAAUCUCAAAGGGCCAUCUUGAAUGGGUCAUUGCUGGUGUCCCGGGCCGCCGAAUGGCAGAUGGACUGAUCGAGCUGUAUUUCCGGGAUAUAGACUGGACACGCUACAAGAUGAAUAGAAACAGCUUCAUGAAGCGAUAUAAUAUCUUCUUUGAUUGCCUAGCCAAGAAUCCGACGGAUCCAAAGAUCGACGGCGACACACUGCGGUGGUUGCCAUUGCUCUUCAUAGUGUUGGCUAUUGCUACAUUAUCGGCUCCGCACGAGCUGGUCGCACGGGACGAUCAACAAGACUGGUCUCGUCGGUUCUAUGGAUCCGCAAGGAGCGGUCUCGAAUAUGCUAAAGCGCUACAAAGAGACAAUCUGGAUGUCUUGUUCGCCGGUUUGCUAGCCUCUCGAUAUAUGUUGUUGACACGCCGUCCCGCAGAAGGAUCGACUCCGCUUACUACUGCCUUUCAACAAGGACUAUAUAGGGAUGGCACAGUUUUGAAUCUGACAGAUAAGAAGGAGAUUGAGAUCCGACGUCGUGCCUGGGCUCAGCUGUAUCACCUUGAUCGCACCAUUGCGCUCUUGGUCGGUCGGCCGCCAAGCAUCUCUGAUGCUCACACGGACACUCGUGCACCUGCAAAUUUGGAUGACGACGAGCUAGAGUCGGAGUUCGACCCAGAGGGACAUCCUCUUUCUCUGCCCACCCUAUACACCUAUGUCAUUCUGCGCCACAAACUUGCCGAAAUCAUGGGUCGAAUUGCCUACCACACCUUUGCCGUAUCAUUACCUGACUACACGACUGUCUUAAGCCUUGAUCGCGACCUGCUGGCUUGGCGAGACUCACUGCCGGCAUUCUUCGCUUUGACUAAUCCCGAUACCUCGAUGGACAAACAGCACACAUAUCUUUUUGUACAGCGUCAUUUGCUUGCUUGCGAAUGGUACUACACGCGGAUCACAUUGAAUCGGCCAUAUCUCUUGCGACGGAAACCUCAAGAUGGCCGUUAUGCGUACUCAAAAACUGCCGCAAUCGAAAGUGCGACUGCGGAUCUCUUAAAUAGAAGGGCAUUUGUGAUGGGUAAAGGCAACUUAGUUGUCAACAGCGGCGGCUAUAGAGUAUUAAAUUCAUACAUGGUUCUUGGGGUAACCAUCAAGCUCGAUCCUCAAUCUCCUCAGGCGGACGAACUACGACAACUGUUGAACGUCGUCUCUGGGAAAGCACCAGAUGCCGAAGGACUUACCUCCGAGCCUCUGGUAAAGGAAGAAUUGGCGAUCGUUGAGUUCUUGACUGCAAAAGGCAAUGCCGCCGCGGGUAAACAGCGGAUCGCGGGACGGCCUACCCGUGGAGAAGACCAAACUCCUGUCGAUCUGCUUCUAGGCCUCGCGAAGACUCGAUCUGGUCGUCGCGCAGCUGAAGAGGAGAAACGACAACUGCGACUUCAACAACAAAGGAUGGAGAUGGAGGAAAGACAAGCUGCGUUACGCAGUCGCGAUAACCUCGGCUCAUCGAAUUCUACCAGUCCUUGGGAUUAUGUAGCCCCAUCCAUGCCUGGACUAGAUGUUCAUCAGCCCUUUGGAUCUCCCACUACCCGUCGCGAGCCCCGACCUCUGCAACCCCCGCCAGCGAAACGUUCUUCGGGUCAGAGUCAGAACCCAUGGCCUGCGAACUUGUUCGAGACCCUGACCAAUCAAACACCAUUAUCCUCGCAAAACCUGCCCAUUGAGAUAUCAAGUCAAAAGACACCUUCCCAAAAUUCUCUCUCGGUCGAUCAGUACAAUUUCUCAGACAUACCCGAUGUGUCCAUGUCCAUCACCCCAAAUCAGUCUGUUAAUCAUUUCGACCAGACACUUUUGUACACUCAGGACGGACAAACUCAGUACACUCAAGGCAACUAUGACGCCUUCAAUUUCGGCGAUUUGGGCUUCAAUACAGGGCUCACACCGAGCGAUACGAGCGGGUCGAAUUCUUUCAACCCAUUCGCGUUAGCUCAGAAUCAAGGUCGUGAAGAGGGGAGCGGCUCUGAGGGUAUGGGCGAGGAUGAGCAGACCCAAUUUCUCAAUUACAUCUUGACAAAAAUUGCCAACAGCCAACCCGAGGUGCAAUAGGGUCGGGACCUGCAGUCCGUCGAUCCUUUUCGUACAGUGUCGGUCCCACCUUCCCACCCGUUAAUUGUCCGUUCCUACUGUACAAAUAGAAUUGCCGAUCACCGACUCUUCGGGUGUCCGGU